CACGCGCACGAUGAGUAAACACUGAUUCAGGAUUUAAACCUGUUUUAACGGAUACAGUUGAUAACCAGCGUUAUGACACCUGUUAACAAUAAUUAACCCGGAUUAGAUUUGAUUGGCUUUCUGCCGCGGUAAACGGAGUUCUUUUUUGAGUUCCCAGACUUCUCAAUAAACCGGGAAGUGUAAUAAGUGUAAUGGGGAAAUGUUAAUAGCUCUGCUCUAGAACAUUGCAACAAACUGGCAAACCCCCAGGACAGGGAAUUAUUUAUAGACCAGGGCGCGACUUCGGACACAGUCAGAGGGGUAAAACGCGUGGAACUUCUCGCCUGGCUGUUGAGUUACGAUUUGCUGAGUGAAGAUGGAGGAUGGAAAAGUUAGAGACCAUUCGUACACAAAACGAAGAAAACUGUUCCUCCUGAUUGGAGUCGCUGUGCUCGUACUUGUGGCUGUUCCCGCUAUUGUUUUGGGAGUGAGUGCAGCUGGGAAAAACUCCGCCAGCUCCUCGGACAGUUUCAAGAACGUCGUCAUUACAAGAUGUGAAACAUACCUCAAAGAAAACGGCAACAUGUCAGGGAAGAAUGACUGCGAGAUAAUCUGGAGGGCUUUUGAGCAGGCCUACAUCGGGAAAGAUCCAUGUGAUGUUCCUCCUGAUGCAUAUGAUCCUCUAAUAAAUUCAGUCAAACAGGAUGUUGCCUGUAAUACUAUGUUGUUCUGGAGCAAAACAAAAACCAUGGUACAUGCAUUUACUGACAACAGAGACUGCCUGGUCACGUUGGAGGAUACACUGCUUGGAUUUUUGUUCGAUGAACUGACUUGGUGCAGCAAAAACGAAAGCAAAGAAACGUUCACUACAGAUUGUCCCAGGUGUCAGAACAACCCAGUGCGGUCUUUCUGGAUUAGGGCUUCUGCUAACUUUGCUGCAAAUGUGUCUUGUGGGAAUGUGUCUGCAAUGUUAAAUGGAUCCCUGGAAGCCCCCUUCAGCUCCACAAGAGUGUUCGACUGGGGACAUUCCAGUGCCACAGAGGCCAACCACCAAAAGUCAGUGACCACGUAAAGACAACUGGAAUGAUCUACAGCUCAGAUGGGAAUAGCUGUUACCCCAUUUGUAUUUGCCAAAAGUCAUGUUGAAGACAAAGGACUAUACAAAUGUAAAAAGGUUCUCUGGCCUGAUGAGACCAUCAUUGAACUUUCUGGUCUUGGCACAAAGCAUCACAUUUGGUGGAAACCCAACACUGUUCAUCAUCCUGAGAACACUAUAUUGUAGGAAUGCUUUUCAUCAGCAGAGACUAGUAAAUUCGGCAGUUUUUAAGAGCAAGAUGAAUGGUGCCAAUUAUAGAAGAAAACUUGCUCCAGUUUUCAAGAGACUUCCAACAAAACAACAAUCCUACACAUAUUGCUAAAGAUACACUGGGGUGGUUGAAAACCUAAGAAUGGCCCAUUUAGUCUGACAGUACUUAAGCAGUUUUGCCAUGAAGAAUGUACAAAAAUUUCAGGAUCCAGAUGUGCAAAGAUGAUGGAGAUAUUUCACAGACGACUUGCAGCUGUAAUUGCUGCCAAAUGUACUGACCCUGGGGGUGUAUACAUAUCCAGGGCACUAUAAACAGAAAAAAAUAAAAUCCGCACAGAAUGCAUACAUAAAAAUUUUUUUAUGUAUUAAAAAUGUUAGUCAGUUGUAGUAGUUGAGAGAUGAUAGCAGUGCAGUUGGGACCCGCCACAGGUACACUCUCAGAAAGGAUGUGUUAAUAUCCUACACACUUUUUGUGUUAUUACUAUUUCAAUGCAUGUUAUGUUAAAUUAUCCAAUAAUUGUGUUAAAAAAAGAAAAAAUUCACACAUGACCAACACAACAUGUGCUAAAUUAUUGUCCAAUCACAUUGUGGACUGCGCUGCCGAUGUCAUCAUCCAACUCUGAACUCGACUCAAAGUGAAUGUUUGUUGCUUUGACCUUUUGAUUGUGACAACGGAGUCGGAGUCCUGAGGCGAGGAAACAACAUGACCACCGGUAAGUCAGCGUUCAUCAAUAUUUAGUGUUAAUGCUGCUGAAAAUGCCUGGCCAAGUUUGUAAUAUUUAUUCAGGGAACUCUCAAGAAUGUAUUCACUGGAAAACAGUAACUCAGUAAGUGAUAAUUAACUUUACGUUUGCGUUACACUGUCGUGUUUAUUUUGGCUGUGAAAUAUGGACUGAGGUUAUUCUGUAAUUCUCUGGGUCUGCAUCUUAUCUGAGGCUCCGCGUUAGGGUAAGCUAGCUGGAUGCUGUCACCAAUCACAUGAGGGAUGCUAAGCUAAACGCUCACCUGAGUUGAUAACAUUGCUUUAGCAUACACCUCGAGGUAAUAUUAGACAUUCCCAUUACCUUUUUGAAAAUUAAAGAUAACAUAGCAUUACAGCUAUUCACCAUGAUGUAAUGCAGAGAGUGGGUUAAUGUUAACUACAUUUAGCAGGUGUUUUGGACAAGGCAAGCUGUAGUAAUUAGCAUUAGGAGGAUGGGUUAGAGCCGUGUUUCUUCAUGUAUUCGGCGAAUGUUAAUGCUGGAUAACAGAUGCAGAAAGUCAGUGGCUAAUAGAACUUAGCUGGCUCAGUAAUGUUGAGGCCAAAAUUUCUUCACAAGGUUAACGUGACAUAAAGAGAGGAUGGGGUUUAGGUUGGGAUGCUUUCCAUUAUCUCUGUAAUGUUGGGUGACUGAAAUAAAUUUGGCAGUGAUGUGCUAAAGGCAGGAAAAUAAAUAUUCGCAAAUUAGCUAGAUUUUCCUGGUGAGUCUACAGUGCCAUUCUGUUCACUGGGAGAGUGGAGGCCACAUUUUCAAAAUUACACAAUUUGGGAUUAUGUAACACAAUUUCUCAGUUGAAGACCAAAGGCAUUUGUCCAUAUUUUGUAGCUAACAACUAACAAAUACUCUUUUUGCUCUUUUACAGCUUUUGAAAUGGAAGGGAGUGGGACUGUUGUCUCCCCAGAUGGCAGGGAGAUUUGUAAGAAGACGCAUCAACUCCGAUUAUUACAUCUGUCAAAUGUUUAAAUUAUUUUAAUAAAUGUCACCUGAAUUUCA
This is a messenger RNA of Ictalurus punctatus (channel catfish), 3039 nucleotides long. Its product is annotated as ADP-ribosyl cyclase/cyclic ADP-ribose hydrolase 1. Gene Ontology annotation, cellular component: plasma membrane. NCBI's taxonomy places the organism in Eukaryota, Metazoa, Chordata, Actinopteri, Siluriformes, Ictaluridae. The record is from RefSeq and is a predicted model, not a curated record. Gene Ontology annotation, molecular function: phosphorus-oxygen lyase activity; NAD+ nucleosidase activity. The transcript has 6 exons. The coding region runs from base 356 to 1051 and encodes 231 amino acids. Gene Ontology annotation, biological process: positive regulation of B cell proliferation.